This is a messenger RNA of Phialemonium atrogriseum, 1320 nucleotides long. RefSeq names its product glycolipid 2-alpha-mannosyltransferase. Gene Ontology annotation, cellular component: membrane; Golgi apparatus. The record is from RefSeq and is a predicted model, not a curated record. The transcript has 3 exons. Lineage: Eukaryota; Fungi; Ascomycota; Sordariomycetes; Cephalothecales; Cephalothecaceae. Gene Ontology annotation, molecular function: alpha-1,2-mannosyltransferase activity. Bases 1 to 1320 code for a protein of 439 amino acids. Gene Ontology annotation, biological process: cell wall mannoprotein biosynthetic process; protein N-linked glycosylation.
AUGCUCCGGCGCCUCCUCAGCCCGCCGCGCCUCCCCGGCGCCCGGUCGUUCUUCUCGCUGGCUCGCCUGCUCUCGCGGCCGCGCCUGGCCACGAUCCUGCUCCUCGCCCUGCUCGCCGCCCUGCUCGAGGUGCUCGUGCACACGGGCGAGUUCGCCGUCUCCCGGCCCGGCGGUGAGCUCGACGAGCCCUUCCACAUCGGGUGCCGGGAGCCAGCCGCCGCCGCCCGCCGCGAGAGCGCGGCGCUGGUGAUGCUGGUGCGGAACAGCGAGCUCGCGGGGGCGCUGAAGACGGUGCAGAGCGUCGAGAGGCACUUCAACCGCUGGUUCCACUACCCCGUCGUCUUCCUCAACGACGAGCCGUGGGAGCCCGAGUUCGUCGAGGCCAUGGACGCCGCCGUCAGCGGGGAGGCCGUGUUCGAGGUGAUCCCCCGCGACGAGUGGACGUUCCCUUCUUGGAUGGACGAGGACGCCGCGAGGGAGAGCAUCAGGAGGCAGGGGGAGAGGAGCAUUCUGUAUGCGGGGCGAGAGACAUAUCAUCAUAUGUGCCGAUUUUAUUCGGGAAAGUUUUACACACUCGAGGCCCUGAAGAAGUACAAGUGGUACUGGCGAAUCGAGCCGGAUGUCGAUUUUCACUGCUCGAUCACGUACGAUCCGUUCGUGGAGAUGGCCAAGCACGACAAGGUCUACGGGUUCACGAUUGCCUUGUGGGAGGUGCCUUCGACGUGCCCCGGCCUCUUCCGCGAGGUGGCCGACUGGAAGGAGAGGCAUCGCAUCAAGACCACCGAAUUGUGGAAGGCCACCAUGACCCCUUCGUGGCUCCCCUGGCCGUUUCGGUCCAUGAUGAGCCGGGCCCGGCACCGCGACCGAUACGGCGACGGCUGGAGUCUCUGCCAUUACUGGAGCAACUUUGAGAUUGGGAGCCUCGACUUCUUCCGUGGCAGGGGCUACCAGGAUCUGUUCGAGCAUCUCGACAAGACUGGAGGUUUUUACUUUGAGCGGUGGGGCGACGCCGCAGUGCACGCGCUAGCACUCGCCAUGCUCGUGGAGCCGGAGCGCAUCCACCACUUUGAAGACUUUGGCUACCGGCACGACUGGUACUUCCAGUGCCCGGCCAACGCGCCGGGCCGGCAGCUGCCCGAAUCCGAGGCGCUGGGUGAUUUCCCGUUCGCGCCGGAGCAGGAGGGCGGCAUCGGGUGUCGCUGCGGGUGCGAUGGCCGCAAGACGCGGAACCACGCGAGCUACUGCUUGAACACACUCAAGUCGCCCAAUACGGCGAGGCGGCCGAGUUUUCUGGGUUGGUGCCGGAGUUGGUUUGAUUGA